Molecule: messenger RNA, 2043 nt
Organism: Hansenula ciferrii
Lineage: Eukaryota; Fungi; Ascomycota; Saccharomycetes; Phaffomycetales; Wickerhamomycetaceae
Gene: SCY1
Product: Scy1p
Exons: 1
Coding region: 1-2043 (680 amino acids)
Biological process (GO): protein phosphorylation
Molecular function (GO): ATP binding; protein kinase activity
Source: RefSeq, a predicted model, not a curated record
AUGGAGUUUUUACAUUCCACGGCAAAAUAUAUCCAUCUUUCAAUUCAACCUAGUGCUAUUUUCAUCAAUGAGAAUUCAGAUUGGAAAUUAAGUGGGUUUGGUCACAUUCAACCUGUUGAGUCUGAAGAAUUUUUCAUCCCGCAAUAUGAUCCAAGAAUGCCAACUUUUGUUAAUAUUAAUUUAAAUUAUACUGCACCUGAAGUUGUUUAUGAAAAUAAUAUAUAUCCUUCAAGUGAUAUCUAUUCAUUAGGUUGUUUUAUUUAUUAUUUAUAUACAAAAGGUGAAAAAACUGUUGUUAGUUGUGAUAAUUCAACUACUUAUUAUAAAGAAGAUUAUGAAAAAUUUGAAAAUAGACUUAGACAAAAUAACCCCAAAACAGUUUUCAAAAAUGUUCCAGAAACUUUAUUUCAAGUAUUACCACAAUUAUUAACAAGAUAUCCAAAUCAAAGAUUAUCAAUUAAAGAAUUUAUUGAAAGUGGUUAUUUUAAUAAUCCAUUAGUCAAGACUAUGAUCUUUUUAGAUGAAUUCCCAACAAAAUCUGAUGAUGAAAAGGCAAUUUUCUUAAAAUCAUUAGUUAAUUUAUUACCAUUAUUCCCAACUACAAUCCUUCAAAAGAAAAUAUUACCAAUCUUGUUAGAUUUAUUAGGUAAAAAAGUUCUGCCAUUGAUUCAAAUAACAUUAACCAUAAUAUUAUUGAUUGGUAAUACUUUAUCACAAUUAACAUUCCAUGAUAAAGUCUAUUUAACUCUAUAUGAUGAUAAGUUAUUAUCAUUACCUGAAGCUCAAAUAGUUAUGCUUGAAAAUCUGAGUAUACUACAACAAAAAGUUAAAAAUGAUGAAUUUAAAAAAUUGUUAUUAAGACUUACUGAUAAAGUAUUAGAUCUAAAGAGUAAUUUCCAAAUACAAACAAAAGCAUUAGAAAGAACUGAUAUCAUGUUAGAAUCUAUUGAUUUCCCAACAAUUAAAAAUAAUAUCUUCCCCAAAAUAUGUGGAAUUUUUUCCAAGACAACUUCAUUAACUGUUAAAGUUAAAGCUAUUGAUUCAUUUGUAUUAUUGAUUGAAAAAAAAGGUAUUGAUAAAUUCACAGUUAAUGAAACAUUAUUACCUCUUUUAAGAUCUAUGAAAACUAGAGAAGUGAAAAUUCUUGAAGCUGUUUUGAAUGUUUAUAAAACAUCUGCUACUAUUUUGGAUGAAGAACAAAUUGUGGAACAUAUCAUUCCUCCAUUAUGGUUAUUAUCCAUAUCAUCAACUCUAAAUCCUAAAUCUUAUCAAGAUUAUAAUAACGUGAUUAAUGAUAUUACUAAAACCAUUCAAACUAAACAUAUGGAGAAAUUAAGAGCUUUAGAAGGUAGUAAACCACCUGCUGAUGAAGAUGAUACAGAAAAAUUUAGACAUUUAUUAUAUGGGAAAGAGGAAACUACACAGGCACCAGCACAUGUUGGUCUAAGAGAUGCUCCAUUAUCAACAACAACCAUUCAACAAGCAAUGUCCACACCAGUCAUAAAUAAUUCCACACCAGUUAUUAAACCAAAACUAAAAACUGAACCAUUAACUCUAAGACCAAGUAAACCAAAUCAAAAAACUAAUUUAAAUUUCGGAUCAAAUUCACAAAAUGUUCCAAAAGCUGUACAAAAUUUAAGAGCAACACCAUCAUUAAGUCAAGAUUAUAAUGAUGAUUUUGAUGAUUUUGUUUCAGCACCAUCAACAAGAAACGUUACACCAACUUUACAACCAACUUCACCACCUGUACAAACAACAACUUUACAACCCCAAUCAACUAUAGAUUGGUCAGGUGAACAAAACAAGAUUGGUGGGUUUGGUGUCUUACAACCAUCAAAUAGAUCAAAUAAAUCAUCACCAGGUUUUAAUAAUGCUUCAUUAUCAUCAACAAUUAAUACAAAUGGUGUUUCAAAUAAUUUCCCACCUGGGUUUUCCUCUCAACCGAUCCAACCUGUUAGAAAUAAUAGUAUGAAUCGCUCAUCAAGUAUUAAUAAUAACAAUAACAAUAACCAGAAGUCGAAUUAUGAUAUAAGUCUAAUAUAA